AUGCCAACUGACACACGCUCUAACCAAACAACCAGUAGUAGUGUCUCCACUGCUCUUAGAAAUGCAGCAAAAGCUUGUGACGAGUUUCAGUUACUUGUUCCAAGGGAUGUAGGAAUUAUUCCUGGUGAUGUGGCGAUUGGUGGUGGUGGUAGUAGUAGCAGUACUACUGGUUUUCAUCAUCAUAUACACCACCACCACGGACAAUCUACUGGAAAUCAUGCAAGAAAAUUUAAAAAAAACCAAGUAAAAGAUCCUAAUGCUCCAAAAAGACCCAACACUGCGUAUAUUUUAUUUAGCAAUGAGAUUCGUCCAGAAACUAAGCUUGCUAAUCCAAAAGCUAACCAAAAAGAAAUUGUCACCCUAAUUGGACAAAAAUGGAAAGCGCUUUCCAGGGAGCAAAAAAAGGUUUAUGAAGAUCGUUAUUUUGCUGAUAAAGAGAAAUAUGACGAAGAACUUCGUGCAUAUAGAGCAACACAUGGUCAUGUUGAAUCACCAAUUUCAACAUCAUCAAACGAAGACAAUGGUGAAAGUUCAAGCAAUCUUAAUAAUAAACAAGAAAAGAAAAGUUCUUCUUCCACUCCAAUUUCAGCACAACAAAUAAUGUCUACCUCUGUCAUUGGAGGAGGAACUUCCGAAACAAAUACAAGCACUACUAAUCCCUCUCAAAUAUUAGAUCCUCAAUUAUAUUCAAUGCAAGAGGUAGUACCAGUUGAUAAAACAACAGCUUCUUCAAAUAUGCUAGAAGUUUCUUCCGCAAAUAUCCCUGGGAAUAACAAUAAUUCAAAAAAGCGAACAUUAUCUGAAAGUAACAAUGAUGAUUAUUCAGAUGAAAGUGAAACAAUAAAUGGGGAGAAUGCGUCAACUUCAAAAAGAACUCGUGGUGGCGGUGAUGCUAGAAAAGCUCAAGAAGAUGUCUUUAGUCCUCCAGAUGACAAUGUAGAAGCAAUUGAGGAACAGGAUGACUCUCUAACCAGAAGACAAAGGUCUAAACGUGGUGGUGGUGGCAACAGUGAUCCUACAAAUGGAACCAAAACUACACAAAUAAUCACUGCACCAAAACCUACUAAUACUCGCAGUAGACGUACUGCUAAAUCUUAA
Messenger RNA from Entrophospora candida, 1098 nucleotides. NCBI's taxonomy places the organism in Eukaryota, Fungi, Glomeromycota, Glomeromycetes, Entrophosporales, Entrophosporaceae. The record is from the annotation of a GenBank genome assembly.